GUACAGUUGCCAGCUAGCUAGUGUUUUAUACUUAACUCGCAAACACGGGAGAGAGGGCAAACACAAGUUUAUUUUUCAUAUAAGUAAAAUUUUACAGUUGCACAAACGAUGAAGAGAAUUUAUUCAGUAUUUAUUGGCCUCGGCUGCCUGAUUAGCGUGUUGCCUUUUAUUGUGCUUGCCAUACCCCUGCCCGGCGCCGCCACUUACCGGACUGCCAGCAAUCAGAGUUUCGCGGCCGCGAACAGCAGCGUUCCAUGGAAGACUGAGAUGGUCCUGGAGGACCUGGAGGCGGCUGCCGCUAGCUCUCGAUACCGCAGCCAUAAAUCGGAACGUCAAAUCAGGACGAAUGGGACAUGGCCUGGCCAGGAGAAAAUGGGCCUGUUUCCGGGUGCCUAUCGGAGUAAACUUCGCACAGCGGAAAAAGCAGCGGAAAAAGCAGCGGCAACAGCAGCAGCAGCACCAGUGAAAUUUAUAGUGUCGUCUACAACUAAACGAUUAGUGGCACCUCAUCCGCUCACAAAGGCUGGCUUAAACUUCUGGGCCAAGCCCAAAGUUAAGCCAAAAGGUGAUGUUGGAAAUUUUUCGGCUGAUGGAAAUGGCACUGAAGAUGCAGCAGCACCAGGAGAACGCGCCCCAAAAAUACAACCUAGAGCAGGCGAUAAUAUAAUACGUACCAAAAGUUUGGAGCGAACGGUAUCCAUACCGCGUUUGCAUAGCGAUAGAAUGGGAAAUUGGGUGUUCAAUCCGUGGGGUAUCACCUUCGGAGUACUUUGGCAAGAUACGCGAAUGCACUACCAAGUGAAGAGUAGCAUGACAGAAAUUCUGGAGGAUACGCCAUGGGGUGGCAACUAUGCUCUUAAAUACAACAAGCCACAGACCAAAGUGUGCAGAGGCAAGUCGACAAUUUACAACAAGCCAAGGGUAUACAAGUGGCUUGAACGCCGCAUCCUAUUGAAUGAAACAAUGAAUUUUAAAGUGUUCAGCAAGUACAGGCCCAUCUGGUUGGAUCUCCGAAGAGAGAUCUACACUAUGGGUAGAUCGGAGGCCUGCCACAUAUCGGCAAUGGACGAUUGGCUGCUGUACAAUAAUUGCGCCAUAUUGCGGAAUAUGCGAAUGGAAUAUCUGAUACCCAAAUAUCCAUUGCAUCAGAUCGGCUAUUGGCAUAAAUGGUAUAGAAAGGAGUUAACGUAUAAAUUGUGAAUGUUGCGGAAAACUCAAUAAAAGAAA
Drosophila obscura is the source of this 1227-nucleotide messenger RNA. RefSeq lists its product as uncharacterized. Bases 109 to 1200 code for a protein of 363 amino acids. NCBI's taxonomy places the organism in Eukaryota, Metazoa, Arthropoda, Insecta, Diptera, Drosophilidae. The record is from RefSeq and is a predicted model, not a curated record. The transcript has 2 exons.